Molecule: messenger RNA, 1152 nt
Organism: Hibiscus syriacus
Lineage: Eukaryota; Viridiplantae; Streptophyta; Magnoliopsida; Malvales; Malvaceae
Product: GDSL esterase/lipase At4g16230-like
Exons: 5
Coding region: 27-1091 (354 amino acids)
Biological process (GO): lipid metabolic process
Molecular function (GO): lipase activity
Source: RefSeq, a predicted model, not a curated record
CCCACAUCUGCGAAUCUUCAACACAGAUGGGAACCAUUACGAAUAAGCUUAUUGUCACAGUUUCGAUAUUGUUUCGGGUUUUAUCCAUCUGUUGUGCUCAGAAUAUCGCUGCAUUUUUCGUCUUCGGAGAUUCACUGGUCGAAGCCGGAAACAACUUUUACAUCGACACAGUGGCUAAACCGGUGUUUCCUAAUGGUAUCGACUUCCCGAAAGGCACUCCGUCCGGACGAUACACGAAUUCCCGAAUAAUUACAGACGUUAUAGGUGAGGAAUUGGGUUUCAAAGAUUACGCUCCUCCUUUCUUGGCACCUAAUAUUACUGGAGAUAUGAUUUUGAAGGGUGUUAAUUAUGCCUCCUCUGGAGCUGGAAUUUUACAAGCUACUGGAUCAAUCUUUGGUGAAAGAAUUUGCAUGGAUAGACAAUUGGAUUACUUUGGCAAGACUAGGCAAGACAUCAUAUCCAAAAUUGGUGCACCAGCGGCUCAAGCACUGCUCAGAAACUCACUCUAUUUUCUUUCAAUUGGGGCCAACGACGUCUUAUUCGGAGAAUAUGAAACUCUUGACCGCAACAGCUACACAAAUGAAGUAGUUUCCAAUUUCAAAUCCCAGAUCAUAAGACUUUAUAACAUGGAUGCCAGGAAGUUCGCGGUAGCCGGGGUCUCGAAAGUGGGUUCCAUUCCAUUCGAGAUCGAUACACAUAUAUGUGCCCAGAAUUGUGCUGAGUCAUUGAACAACUUCGCCAAGUUAUUAAACUCGAAAUUAAAGAGCUUGGUCGAAGAUCUCACCAACAGUCUCGCGGGAUCGAUACUCAUUUAUGUCGAUAAUUAUGCAGUAACCGAAGAAAUCAUUAACAACUCUAGAUCAUACGGAUUUGAGAAUGUAGAUUAUGCUUGUUGCGAAGUGAUCGGGAGACACGGCGGUCUAAUUCCGUGCAUGGAGGUGUCUCGAGUUUGUUCCGACCGGAAGAAGUAUAUGUUUUGGGAUCCGUUCCAUCCGACGGAGUCGGCGAUUUUAAUUGCGGCAAAGUAUAUAUUGGAUGGUGGUACCGAAUAUGUUUCACCCAUCAAUAUCCGACAGCUUGCUAAUUCUUAAUGUCGACGUUUCAUCGUCUGAUUUAUUGAUAAUGUAUGACUUAAACACUUGUUGUGGGUAG